UGGUGUUGUUAAUAAAUAAGAACCGGCCUGCAGAGCGGAUCAGUAGUCUUUGGUCGACGGUUCGAUCGUAAAGAUCGAGCAAAACGAAACUAGUGAAAGGAAACUCAGUGACAAACGAAGGAAUACGACUAAACAGUUCUAUAGAAAUAUAAGAAAACGAUUUAGUGUUUUUGAGGGCGGAUUAACAGAAGCAGCGACAUGGUGAACGACGUGACUAACGAGAAAAAACGCACCUACUGCGUGAUUGGUGCCGGAACAGCGGGACUAUGCGCCGCGCGUCAUGCACUACAAGCCGGCGGUGAUAUCACCGUUUUCGAGAUGGGCAAACAGCUGGGCGGUACGUGGGUAUUCAACGAAGAGAUCGACAAGAAUGAGUACGGCAUUGAUGUGCACUCGAGUAUGUACAAGGGUCUGAGGACUAACUUGCCCAAAGAGAUCAUGGGUUACCCGGAUUUCCCGAUUCCGGAGCAGGAUAGCAGCUACAUUCCGGCGGAGGAUAUGCUGAGAUUCUUUAAGUAUUUCUCGGAUUAUUUCGGAAUUACCGAGAAUAUAAAAUUUAGUCACUAUGUGAUCCGGGUGAAGCCCACGAAGGAUGAGAAACAGUGGGAGGUGAUCGUCCGAGAUUGUCCGAACGAUGCACUCAAGACGUACUACUUUGACUAUGUACUGAUCUGCAACGGGCAUUACCAUACUCCAAGGUUACCCAACUAUCCGGGAUUGAAUAUAUACAGAGGGAAACAAAUGCACAGCCAUGACUAUCGAUGUAACGAUCCGUUUGUAGGUGAAACCGUAUUGGUAAUUGGUGCUGGUCCUUCUGGUAUGGAUCUGGCAUACGAGAUCUCCAAGAAGGCAGAGCGAGUCACGUUGAGUCACCAUCUCAAGGACAAUCCCAAGACAGUCUUCCCGGACAAUGUAACGCUGAAACACGAUGUUGCUCGGUUGACCGAAACGGGUGUAGUCUUCGCAGAUGGAUCUUCACAAGACUUUAGCGUCAUCUGCUACGGUACCGGCUACAAGUACACAUUCCCGUUCCUGAGUUGCGAUUGUGGUAUUAUCGUCGAGGACAACUUUGUUCAGAAGCUGUACAAGCACUGCAUAAACAUCCGUUAUCCGACGAUGGCGUUUAUUGGAUUGCCGUUUUAUGUGUGCGCAGCACAGAUGAUGGAUUUGCAGGCUCGGUUUUGCAUAAAGUUCUUCAACGGGGAGAAGCAGCUGCCGUCGCAGGAGGACAUGGAAGCGGAUACCAAUGCCGAGAUGGAGGAACGCUGGCGUAGGGGUAUGAAGAAGAGACAAGCUCACAUGAUGGGACCGCAGGAGGAUCGGUACUACGAUGAUCUUGCCAAGACGGCCGGCGUGGAUCCCAUCAAGCCCGUUAUCAAGAAGUUGCACAAACUCUGCGCCUUUCGGUUUAGUGAAGAUUUGGUCAACUUUAGGAAGGACAAGUUCAGAAUUGUUGACGAUGAGACCUACGUUAAGAUUUAAUAGGGAAGAUGUUAGUGCGUUAAGUUUAUUACUAGAUGUAUAUAUUGUAUGUUAGGUUCAGUUAAUGGAUUGAAAUAAAGAUUUGUUGACCGAUACG
Molecule: messenger RNA, 1579 nt
Organism: Ochlerotatus camptorhynchus
Lineage: Eukaryota; Metazoa; Arthropoda; Insecta; Diptera; Culicidae
Product: senecionine N-oxygenase-like
Exons: 3
Coding region: 199-1482 (427 amino acids)
Molecular function (GO): flavin adenine dinucleotide binding; NADP binding; N,N-dimethylaniline monooxygenase activity
Source: RefSeq, a predicted model, not a curated record